Messenger RNA from Pteropus alecto (black flying fox), 2507 nucleotides. It is a transcript of the gene BLZF1, whose product is annotated as basic leucine zipper nuclear factor 1. Gene Ontology annotation, cellular component: Golgi membrane. The transcript is spliced from 7 exons. Gene Ontology annotation, biological process: Golgi organization; Golgi to plasma membrane protein transport. Bases 382 to 1560 code for a protein of 392 amino acids. The record is from RefSeq and is a predicted model, not a curated record. NCBI's taxonomy places the organism in Eukaryota, Metazoa, Chordata, Mammalia, Chiroptera, Pteropodidae.
ACCCGGAAGUUCAAGCCGCUAUGCGGCCGUAUCCGAAUAUUAUAGUUUAUUUUUAAACAAGUAUCUAUCCAGUUCUCGCUCACUAAAGCCUCACACCGUACGGUCUGCGUUACUUGAGUUUAAACGCACCACGGAGUGCGUUUACCUUUUUCUCUGGGGAACGUAUUCUGGAAACGAAACCCUGAGUAAGAACCGGAAGUGGUUAGUAGUGAGCUAGACAUUGAUGCGGGGAAGGCCUGGGCGGGUGGGCUCCGAACGGAAGAGGCUGUGCCAGUGAUACCGGGCCGGAGAACCUGGGACGGGAAGCCCCCCGGGACUGGAAGGGUGAGACUCUCAGAGGUUUUUCAGUAGAAGUCUUGGGGUGCAUUCAUUGGUUAAAAAAUGACCACUCUUGAGAGUUUAGAAACUAAAGUCGCCCCUGCUUCGGCCCCAGUCCGAGGAGCGGGGGAUGGAAUGGAAACAGAGGAGCCGCCUAAAGCCGAGAUCACCGCCGGAGUCCACCCCACAAUCACCGCCGGAGUCCACCCCACAAAGCUUCCCGCCCUUCAGAGUCCGCGGAAGAGAGCGGAGAGCCCGGGAGUCCUUCAGCUGGGGAAGAUUCUCACUGAAAAAGCAGUGCAAGUCGAAGCUGUCAGAAUAUUAGUGCCCAAAGCAGCCAUAACCCACGUCAUCCCCAACAGAAAUGCAAAGGUGCAGUCUCUAGGGCUUCAUAAAGGAGAGCUCCUUGGUCAGGCAGAGGGAGCUGUGGAGCCUCGGAAGGAGCUCUCAGAGGUGAAGAACGUAUUGGCAAAGCUCAAGAACUCUGAAAGGAGGUUACUCCAGGACAAAGAAGGUCUUUCGAACCAGCUCCGAGUGCAGACAGAGGUCAAUCGUGAGUUAAAAAAGUUGCUGGUGGCUUCUGUUGGGGAUGAUCUUCAGUAUCACUUUGAACGUCUAGCGCGCGAGAAAAAUCAGCUUAUUUUAGAAAAUGAAGCUCUAGGGCGAAACACAGCUCAGCUUGCCGAACAGCUAGAGCGGAUGUCAAUACAGUGUGACGUAUGGCGAAGUAAAUUCCUCGCGAGCAGGUAUUUUCUGUUUCGUGAUGCGCAGAGUGCCGUACGAGACCUCCUGAGUGAACGGGGACAGUUCCGGCAGGACAUGGGCGCCACCCAGAAGUUACUGGAGGAGCUGCUCGUCUCCCUGCAGUGGGGAGAAGCGCAGACUUCCUGCCCGGGCGCCCAGCCCCGCAGCACGGCGGAACUGGCACUGAUAAAUCACAAGCUGGCAAAAGCAAUACAUGCGCAUCUUCUGGGAAACGUCGGCACCAGUGGUCAGAAAAAGAUUCUGUCAGCAGAUGAAUUCUGCAGCACCCCAGCAGAAAAAAUGGCUGAAACGGUUCUAUGCAUUUUGGACCCAGCUACCUGUACAGAACACUCACCUGAUAAUCCAUUUUCUGAGUCUUCACCAACCACCUUGCUUGCUACGAAGAAAAAUAUUGGGCGAUUUCAUCCCUAUACUAGAUAUGAAAACGUAACUUUCAAUUGCUGCAGUCACUGCCAGGGAGAGCUGACUGUGCUUUAGCGUUCAGCAUGCUGUUGGCAUGCCACGGGCACCUGCUCGUCACCCACGAGGCUUUAUUUGGGAGCGGGGAUCACAUACUGCUAGAAGUCAUCUCACUUUCUCUUUAAAUAAUACAUGUCCCCGGAGAUGGUUCAUAUACUAGACUCCAGAUUACCCUUUCUUAAUAAAUGUCUCAGGGUAAGAAAAGAAUGAAACUGGGCAGGUCAGUUUCGAGAAUGCUCUCAAGCAUUACGUGAUGCUUUUCCUAAAGGACUCUAAAAGGAAAAAUUGGAUACCGUUUAGGACCUAAGUUACCGUUUAUCUUGCUAUAUAUAUUUAUAGGAGCAGACUGAAUUUAGUUUGAUCAGAAUCAAAGCCUGGUGCACUACAGCCGCGGGGCACGUGCAGCCGCGCCGUUCGCUGACUGGUCUGCAGCGGGUUUCUGCGGAGCAGCAGAGCUGAGGGAAUGAAACACGGGCCGCAAAGCCUAAAAUACUGUCUCGCCCUUCACAGAGCGUUUUCUGACCCCCCAGCUCUGAAGUCGUGACGGCUGGCAGGGCGCUGGGGGACGGAGUGUCCUUGCCCUUUUCAGGCUGCAAAGGAGGCUUAUGAAACUACUAUAGGUGAAGGGAAAUCUUUUGAAAAUAAAUGCUGUAUGAUAGGAACCUCCAUCCAUUAAUUUAUAUUAUGUAAUAGCUAUUAUUGUACAGUUUAGUUUGGGAUGACGAAAAAUUCUGGAAAUGGAAAGUGGUGACGGUUGUACAAUAUAAAUGCACUUAAUGAAUUGUCAUUUUAAAAAAUCAAUUUUAUAUAUAUUUUACCAGAAUAAAAAAUAAUGUAUACCCUUGUAACUUCAAAUUACAGUACAGUUCUGCAAUGGUUGGUUUAAGAGUGUCUAUAAUAACUAUAAUAACAACAACAAUAAUAAUUAACUGAACUAAACAGAAUAAAAAAAGAUCUCAAAACAG